Quercus robur (English oak) is the source of this 784-nucleotide messenger RNA. RefSeq lists its product as uncharacterized. The record is from RefSeq and is a predicted model, not a curated record. The transcript is spliced from 2 exons. Bases 86 to 784 code for a protein of 232 amino acids. Lineage: Eukaryota; Viridiplantae; Streptophyta; Magnoliopsida; Fagales; Fagaceae.
AUUUAUCAAAUUUGAAAAAGAGACCCACAUCCUUCCUCUCACUCAUUUUCAUUUCAGCAUAAACUUCAACUCACCCCACAUCCUCAUGUCAGGUUCACAACAUCUGAAGAAUAUUGAUAUAAAUGUAUACUACGGUGGACCUCUUAACAAUCCUGGGGGGAUUGAGGGAUUUCCAUUUACAGGGCCGGGUAUCCAAUGCUACCCCAUGAUGAUACGUCGUAAGUUGAAGACGUUGAUUGAUUUGAAGUUGAAAAUAAUGGACGAAUUGAAUUUGAACUCUGCUUGGUAUGACAUCAAGAUUAUUUAUCGUUACCCACAAGAAGUCCUACAUGAACGGAUAAAUUACGGGUAUAUGGCGAUUAAAGAAGACAAACAUGUGAAGAUGAUGUUUAAUAGGAUCCAGAAAAUGCCCCAAGUAAAUGCUGCUGAGUUGUACAUAAGUUCAGAGCCGCUUGCGGAAGUUGAUACUGAGAUGGUGCAACAAACAACUACGUCUUUACAAUUUACAGCCCUUGAUGAUGGAUGCACUGCAAUGGGAGGGUAUACAAUGGGAGAUUAUAUGCUCCCAUCUCAAGAUCAUGUUGUAAAUACUGGUGAAACCCUCCAUUGUCAAGAGACACAUUUAGAGGAGGAUGACGAAGACGAAGACUAUGUUGAAUUGUCAAGAGACACAUUUAUCUCCUGCCAUGAUACCAUGUUAAAUUGCCAGUUCUCCCCAAAACUUAAGCUAUUAGAAAAUGGUGAAUUUAAUCAUUUAACCAUAGUUCUUAUAUUGAAGGUAUAG